AUGCAGUACAAAACUCUCGCCUCUCUGCUCUUCGCGACUGCCACCCUGGCAGUUUCAGCUCCCGAGGCCCCGACGGACACUGACAACGUGGAAUUCCCUCUGGCAACCGCCGUGCCUCCCAUUAGCAUCAUUUCCGCUCUAAUGACUAUCAUUCCACAGUCCUGGGCUCUGCAGUGGGAGACCAACACUGCCUUCCAAUCAUCGGUGAUCAGUGAUUACUUGCACGGGACCUAUCCAGCCUGGGCGAGCAGCUUGCCCGCUGACGUGGUGUCGUGGGCAUCUUCAGAGGGAAUCACUGGGUUGACCCCUCUUGCGACGACCACCGCUUCGUCGACGGGCUUCACUCCCGCGUCGACCUCGGCGUCCGUGAGCAUGACCAGCAUGCCCUCGACCACGGACGCUCCAUUGUCAACUGCGAGCACAUUAUCUGGAGCCUCGACCUCGACCGGUGGAACCUCAACCUCAACUGCUGGUGCUCCGGCGGCUACGGGUGGCAUCGUUCUAAGUCUGGCGGGAGCGGCUGGUGUUUUGGGUCUCGCGAUUGCGCUGUAA
Molecule: messenger RNA, 552 nt
Organism: Penicillium oxalicum
Lineage: Eukaryota; Fungi; Ascomycota; Eurotiomycetes; Eurotiales; Aspergillaceae
Exons: 1
Coding region: 1-552 (183 amino acids)
Source: RefSeq, a predicted model, not a curated record